ACUCUUGACAAARAAAGCAAAGGAAAUAUAUCUAUUUUAAAGUGCUAAAUCGGCAUAUCAAUUUGUUUAGAAUGCAUUAUCUGUGUUCAGAAAAGUGCUUUUGUUUAUUAUGGCUGGUUUGAUGCUUUUUGUUUGCCAUUUUUCUGUAUUUUGACCUGGUAUUUUUGGAGAGAAAUUUCUUGAUUGAUAUUGCGAUGAAUCGACGACUUCGUGGCCUCUUUGCAAGAUAGUAAAGGUACUUAGCCUCUGGAAAAGAGAAAAUUUCAUUUUCGAGAUGAUCUUCGAGCAGCUUGCAGUGUCAGUUUUGAACAGAGUUCUUGGAAAAUAUAUCAAAGAUUUAGAUGGCACCAACCUAGAACUUGCCAUUUUGAGCGGUCAAGCAGUUCUUAAAAACCUUGAGCUCAGAGAAGAUGCCUUGAAUGAAUUCGAYCUACCUGUGGAGGUUACCCAAGGCUAUGUUGGUGAAAUCUCCCUUGAUAUUCCAUGGACUAAUUUAUAUUCUGCUCCAUGCUAUAUCUGUGUUGAAGAUGUUUUCUUGAUUGCUGUUCCUGUUAAAGAUAAGCUAUAUGAUGCUGAAAAAUCGAGGACAAGUGAGGUCAAUGCAAAGAGAAAAAGGCUUCGACAGAUUGAAGAAAAUGCCAAGAAAGCUAUCAUUAAUAAAGUUGAAACCAACAUUGAGGAAAAUAGUGAUUCGUUUGUCGAGAAGCUUGUAGCACAAGUUGUGAAAAAUCUAAAGGUUUCUGUCAGAAACAUCCAUUUCAGAUAUGAAGAUAAGAUUACCUGCCCUGAGUAUCCAUUUGCCUUUGGUUUUACAUUGCAAAAUUUGUCUGCUGAGACAACUAAUGAUCAAUGGGAGCCCAUUGUUGUAGGCGCAGACACUACAACUAUCUACAAGCUGGCAAAUCUGGACAAUCUGUCUGUUUACUGGAAUACCAAGCUUUCYGAGUCCAAAAUGUACAGUGGAAGAUGGAACUGGAAGAAUUUCAUGGAAGAUGGCAUAUCUACUAAGGAUAAGAUUCCUAGAAAUUAUGAAUUCAUUUUACGACCUUUGUCUGGUGAAUGCCAUGUUAUUUUGGAUCAAUCAUCAGAAAUUGAAAUGGACAUACCUAAGCUGUUGGCUGAGGCUAUUAUUCAACAAGAACUAGCUCUGGCACUGUCCCAAAAGCAGUUUCAUAACUUCAUGGAUUUGCUUGAUUCUUUUCAACUGAUGACCAUYAAUCAAAAGUACAAGAAGUUUCAACCUACUGUGGAUGUCCAUGGAAACAGCAGAGUCUGGUGGAGAUAUGCCUACACUGCUAUCUGUGAGGAAAAGAUAAGGAGUUGGUCAUGGAGUAGGAUUAAAGAGCACAGAACCAGAUAUCGAGCUUACAAAGACUUGUACAAGAAGAAACUUGAGGGAUUCUACGAAAGUGUGAAAGAAAGAUCACUGAGGCAUCUACAGGUUCUUGAAGAUGAUCUUGAUAUUCCUAGUAUUCUCAUUGCUCGGCAGCAAGCUGAGAUAGAGGUUCCUCCUGAGAAGAGACAACAGAAAGAAAAAGAGGACUCRUCCCAAGGAGGAUGGUGGUCAUGGAUGGGUUUGGGAUCAUCAUCUCCUACAGAACCACUUGACGUCAACAAUGAUGAAAAUAUCAUGUCCAAACUUACAGUAGCUGCUCUUCCUGCUGAUGAAAAGGACAAGCUAUACAAAGCCAUCAACUACAGUGAAAAUACAGCUCCUAUUAAAUACCCAGUAGAAUAUGUCAAGAGAAGGCUUACAUUUGAUCUUGAUUCUUGUGUGGUAACACUCUUAGAUAAUGAAAAGAGAAAAAUAGCUGAAAUCUCAACUGUUGGGUUUGCUGCAGCUCUUGAGCAAAGACCUGGUGGUGAUGCUAUGAUGUUCAGAUUUGGCGUGAACCUUUUUCAAGUUAAUGGCACUCCUAGCAAAGAAGAAAGCGAAAGACCAUGUUUGGUGUCAACCCAAAACCCAGCAGAAUACUCUGGAAGCCCACUACUGUCAUUUUCUGCUGAGAUCAACCCACUGGAUGUCAAGGCAGAUUACUCAGUGAAGCUGAAGAUUGAACCAGUUGAAUUCAAUUAUGAUAAUAUAACUGUGGAUGAAGUGAUUGACUUCUUUGAUGUCCCCAACAAGUCCAAAUUGCAUGAGUAUGUAGUUACCUACAUUGCCAUGGAUAUAAGAUCACCUCUGAUUAUAAUUCCUGAAUAUGGAAACCUUAAAAGCAAAGGAAAUCUUCUUAUAAUGGAUUUGGGUCAUUUGACUAUAGUUAGUGACUUAGUGAACAGAGAUACUAUGACUAAGGUAGCACGUCAUUACAUAUUCUUGUCGUGGUUUAAUUCUGAUUGGAGAAAAGCSCAAAAGUUAGAUGCUAGCUCAGACCACAUUCUGCCGUCAACUGGCYUAGAGCUAAAUGCUUUUAAAAGYAUMAGUGCUGAAUACCCAGAAUUACCUCAAUUUAAGGUCACUGCUGUCAUCCCAAAGAUCUGGUUUAAAUUUUCUGAUACAAAAUAUAAAGAAUUUAUGGGUUUUCUUGAUCAUUUUCCUUUUGGAAAAGYUGUUGAUCCUACAAAGGUCACUGAAGAAGGAAAAGAGAAAAUUGACAAGGAAUGGUCAAGGACAGCAUCUACGUURUCCCUUGAAGAAGCCAACUCUAUCCAAGUCAUUUGCAGAGAUACCUUUCAUUCUAAGACAGACAAUGAAGGGGAAACUGAUGUGUGGUUUGAUUCUGUYGAAUACCUGCCAAGGAAAGAAAGCAGUGCAUCAAAAGCUCCAGAUCUCACUCAACUUGUUGGAGAAUUUGUUAUCCACCAGCUUCUAGUUACCAUUGAUAAGGAGGAUUCUUUAAUAGACAAACCAUUUAUCAGCUUGGAAAUCAAGAAUCUCAGCACUAGGCUGAUGGUCAGUACCUGGCAUCUUAAAGUGACAAUGACAUUAGGAUUUAUAGAAUUGCUGGAUAAUCAUUUCCAUGAUGCAGAAGGUUCACCAUUGUGUGUGCUAAGUUCAAAACCUAAAAAYGAGUGGAUUUCUAUAAAUUAUGUGAAGGCUGAUCCUAAAGGUCCUGAAUUUUUAACWAAUUUCAAUAACACAGAACAAUUUAUCAAAGUGGUUUUUACAUCAAUUGAGUUGACAGCCAAGAAGGAAGCCCUGGCUAAUUUUCAACUAUUUGUGCUGGGCCUUCUUGAAAGUAGUGGAAGUCAAUCUGCUCUUCCAGUCAUUCCMAAAAAAGUGGUUCCAUUGGAGACAAUUGCAGAAGAUGAGGCUCUUGAUGUGCGUCCUGUAUCACCUGUUCAACACUCUGCCACUGAUGUCUUCAUUGAGACUGUGAUUGAAGAAGUUUCCAUUACRUUAGUAGCAAAGGAGCAGACUGUUGGGCAAAUUCAAGUCUCAGGGCUGAAUGUCAAUAUAACCAUGUCUGGAUCUGAAACYAAAAUCAGCACAAUGCUCAAAGAUCUUGGUGUGCUGAAUGCAACAGAAGGAACCCUUUAUCCAAAGAUUCUCUGUUUACAAGACAACACUGUCUUUGAUUGUGAGAUCACUCUUUUUGACAACAAACAAAAGCCCACUGAUCCCUUGGCACUAGAUGUUGCAGUYGACUUGAGAAUAGGACAAUGCAAGUUUGUGUAUCUUAGUGGAUUUACAGCUCAUAUCCAGAAUUUUGUCCAAGCUCUGGUCAGCCCUGAAACAGUUGCAUAUGCUCAAAGCAUAACUCAGCAAGCUUUGAAGUCAAAGGCUCAGAACAUACAAGAAAGUGGCUCAAAGAUUGGUAUUAAGAUCAGCGUACAUGCCCCGACAGUGUUAAUACCAGGGCAUUCAUUUUCCAGCGAUAUGCUUGUUGCAGAACUUGGAAAGUUAGAAAUCACAAAUGCCAUUGGCAAAACAAGGGAUGGCAUUAUUAUGGACUUCAURGAUGUUUCCUUGAACUCUUUCUCAGUUCACUGUUUGUCAGAAGGCAGAAAGUUGGCAGCAGAUUACCUUAUAGAGCCCAUUAAACUUGAUGUUACAGUCAGAAGGACAUUGCAGGUUACUCMAUCCAGCAUCCCUUUGAUUGAAGUUGAUGCUGUGCUYCCMCUUCUUCAGUUAAACGUAGCCAUACCAGAUUAUAAACUCUUAAUGACUGUUAUAAAUAAGAACCUAUCAGAGGGAAAUCAAGAACUUGAGACUCCUGAUCCUMUACCUUCUGAUUCAAAAUCRACUAUWAAUGAAGAAGUCAUGGAAGGGCUGAGGCAGAGAUUGGGAAGUGUUUUCCAGGAAAAGUCCAAGUCAGUCUCUGCACUUGCUGAAGAUAAUCAGAUCAACCUUAGGUGCAACAUAGAUGUCAAUAAGGUGGUUGUGUUCUCUCCUGUCAUUGUGAAUGGUCAUGCAAAACCAUACCUCAUCCUUACUGUAGAAAAACUGUUAUCUACUGUCAUCAUGGAUACGUGGACAAUUGGUGUCAAUGCUGAACUUGGAACUCUUGAACUGUUAGAUAGUAUCAAUACAGGUAAACGUGACCAGCCAGUGUCAAUUCUCUCCUCAUCAAAACUUGAAGAYCUCAUCUCAUUGGAAUACAAAAUGGUUGAUCCAGCUUGUCCUGAUUUUGAAUCGACCUAUUGUGCUGUUGAGCAAACUGCAAACUUUAAAUUUAGGAGAUUGAACAUCAACUGUCCACAAAMGUCAGCUAUGUGUCUGCAAGAACAUGUCCUUGCCAUGACUUCCAGUGAUGAAGAGGUUCCAUCUCAAACAGAGACCUUAGACACAGGCUCAACUUCUUCCUCAGCAUCAUCAACUCCAAAAAAGAGUUCAAGCUUCAAACUUGGUGCAACAUUGUGGGAGGUUGAUGUUCUACUAAGCAUGGAUGGUAGACCAUUAACCAAUAUUAACAUCAAAGGACUUGCUGCAGAUAUUUUGAUGUGGGAUGGUGGAAUUGUAGUAAAAUCAACGCAAAGGGAUCUAUCCAUAACUGACCUGAACGCUGAUACAUAUUAUCCUAAGAUCAUCUCAGUUGAGAAUGAAAAUGUGUUUGACUUUGAGUUCAAAUCCUUGAACCAAGAGGAUGCAUUUCCAGUCAGAGAAGAUGAUACUCGUUUGGAUCCAGACAGCUCUUUGGUUAUGAACGUUGGUCGGGUCAAUGUGGUCUUUGUGUAUAGAUUUAUUGAUGAACUAAUGCGUUAUAUUGAACCACUGACUAGCCCUCAGUCAACCAAGUAUGUCCAAGAGACAGCACAGAAGACAGUUUACUCCCAGAUUGAGAACAUCCAAUCUCAGGGCAGUCGAAUCUCUCUGAGUGUUUCMAUUAAUGCACCCCUGGUUGUCAUGCCUCGCCACUCGAGCUCUGUUGACAUGCUGAUUGCUGAUCUUGGCCAUCUUGAGCUUCAGAAUGAAUUCCAACUGUUCGAACUUGAGAAUACCAAAGAGAAGAUUGUGUUCGACAUGAUGGACUUAAACUUACAGUCUGUCCAACUAGCUAGAGGAAGAAUGGACCUUAGCAAUUCUUCUGUUAUCAAGAGAUACCUUAUUGAACCAAUUAAGAUGGAUGCCAAUAUCAGACGCUCUUUGAAACCCUCUUGUCCUGAGUUCCCUUUUAUUGAUGCCCAUUGCUCUCUUGAUUAUAUUAAGAUGAAUCUUGGAAGUAAGGACUAUGAGUUGCUAACCACAAUAGCACAAGAAAACCUCAAUGAAGGGCAAGCCCCAAUCAAAAAAGAGAGUGUCACAGUGGAUGCUAGCGUUACUCCUGAKGAUAGUGCGAAUGAAAAUAGAGCAGAAGCAGAUGAUGAAGAAUCUGAUGAAACGAUGUCUAUGGAAUCUGCAAGUUCUCAAGAGGCAUAUGAAUACAUGGAGUUCACUUUUGAUCUUCCUGGCGUUUCCCUUACGCUGUACAAGAAUGAAAAAGACCUUGAUCCAUUUGACUCUCAGUCUCCUAUAUAUGAACCAAACACUAAGCUUUGCCUAUUUGAAAUUGAGGAAACAACAGUUCAUWUUGCAAUACCUACGGAUAACAGUGUCCACGUUCGUGGUAUACUACACGAACUUGUGGUAGAGGAUGUAAGGCCUGAUACCUCUUCAGCAUUCCCAAGGUUGGUUGACAAGAAAAUGCAGGCCUAUUCUAAAGUUCUGAAGUCUUCAUCUGAAGAAAUGUGUGAAUUUAUCUAUCGCCAGCAAGCCAAUGGAGACAUGGACAUUCUGUUUCAGUUGCAGCACGCAACUAUAUUUGUGAACUUCCCCUUUAUCUGGCCAUUACUAGAAUUCUUCACAACUUCACCUCCAGCAGAUGCAAAAAAGGAAGUCUUUGUCACCCCUGCUGAGAGCCAAACAUCAAUUGAUGGCAUUCCCGAUGAAAGAGAUACAAAUGAACCACCUUCUAUUGACCCUCCUGAGAACACACCCAUUGAGUCAACAGCCCUCCAGUACACAAUAACAGUCCGUGGAACAAUUAAAAAUCCUGAUAUCGUUUUGUUGGCAAAUCCACUUCGAAGAGAUUCAGAAGCAUUGAUUAUGGAAACGGAACUGGAGUUUGAAUACCUCAUGGACAAAGAACAGCAAAAACUGUCUUCAAAUAUUCAUAGUUUGCAAAUGGCAUCCUGUCAGUACCCCAAUGUGAAGCAAACAUCAUUUAUGGUCUURGAACCCUGCGAUCUGACAUUCAAAUACAAGACACCGGUAGAAGAUGGCAAAGGGCAGGGAAUAGAUGUCGAUGUAGAUACAAUGAAGUUCAGAUUUUCGCCAUUUCUUUACAAAGUUCUGAAUGAUGUGAUGUUGACCCUGUCUGGCCAGGAAAAGGUAACAGAGGGUGUUCAGACUGAAGGAAAUGACAUAGUAAAUCCUCCUGAUGACUUAUGGGAACCGAAGCAWAUCACUGCUGAAUCCUGGAACAAAACUUCUGGUAAUAACGCAGAAACAUCCACAGACAAGGCAGUUUUUAGACAGUCAACUGGUGAUAAGAUUGUAUUGAAUACUAAAGAGGUUCAGAUCGAGAUGGUUAAUGAAGURCAUGGAGCCCAGGUUCCUUUGGUACUUAUCAAAACGACUGUUCAAGCWAAUGCCUCUGAUUUUACUGCACAGAUGAAACUAGAAGCUGAUGUAAGUGUGGAGAUUUCUUAUUAUAAUGAACAUUUUGGUGCCUGGGAACCUCUUGUUGAGCCUAUAGAAGAGGACCGUGAUAACCCACGAUGGGAACUGCAGAUAAAGUUUUUUUUUGCUGAUGGCUAUAUAUCGUCCUUCACACCACUUGAUCAAGAGUCCAUUGAUGGUCCYCCACAAGAUCUGACUGAUGGUCCUGGUGCACAUAGAUGGAGACCAUGGCAGGGCCGUCCACGUUCGGAAUCCAAAAAGAAACYWACCUCCAAGCGUUCUUCAACUGGAAAAGAAAAAGUAAAGUCAUUUAAAAGGUCCAAACGCCAUGCACGCCGAGGACUACCUCACACAGAAGAUGAUGAAGAAGACCUUGACUAUUCURGUGCACUGCAGCAGUUUGUUGUCAGCUCAACAAGACUGAUAGACGAUGCUGCAGAYGAWACAGUCGAUGGUGUUACAACUUCAAAUGACGAUGGUUUCCUACAGAAUGAGCCAAAACCUCAAGCAACAUACAUASUGAUCAAUUCACAUGAUAAUAUUCAGUUAACAAUGACUCCUACUGCCUUAAAUGUACUUACGGACAUAAGUCAGGCGUUUUCUGCUACAACUGAACCUGCUUUGAGAAGUAUUCCUGGACCAAUGUUUUCUAUCCAUAAUGAGCUUGGAGUUCAYUGUACUGUCAUUGUGGAGCAUGAUGAGAAGAUUCUUGAUAAAGAUGACGAGAUCCUGACCAUAAAACAUAAUAAGCCAAAGCUAGAACGUAAUAAGAGUUUGUCUGAUGCCUUUGCCAACCUGGCUUCUUCAAUACUCGCUGAACAAAGAAAGAAGAAGAAGAAGAAGAAGAAGAAAAGGCUGUUCUCAGAACCUCUCCUGGGACGAUUUAGGGAAAAAUUCAUGAAGAUUCAGAGGCGUAGAGCAAUGUCUUUGCCUUUAGCACUGGAAGGGAAGAUACCCUGUACGACGAAAAAGAAAACACAGUUCCAGAUUGGAGAUGAUYCCAGRAAGCCUAAGUUAAAAAAGAGUGUUUCUCUUGGUGUGCAACCAGUCACGGGAACCACUAUGGACAAGCACAGCUCACUUUCAGUAACCAAGUCACUUGGAGGAACAGGUYUUGAUGAUGAGGAAGAUGAUGACAAGGGCCACUCAUGGAGAGCACGGCUGAGAAACAGAAAAAACGAAUUGUUUGCUUUAAUGAAGCAUGAUGAAGAGGAUGAGACUGAUUUUGCAGAAAAUGAUUUAGAAGAUGACAYUCCCACAGAYACUCAGGAAGACAAUGAUUCUGACAGAAAAAGUGGCGUUGAUCGAGUAGGCGGCAAACUAGCCAUGGCAAUUGGCAAUAUCGGCACUUUUUGUGGUGGAAUUUCAUCUCCAACUUUUAGUGAUGAUGAUGUUGAACAACCCGGAGACACAUGUGAUGAUUCUGUUGAUGGAUCUAAAGCCGAGGAGGAGGAAACUUACAUAUCAUUCCAAGUAAGUUUGACUUGACUAAAAUUAACUUUU
Exaiptasia diaphana is the source of this 8545-nucleotide messenger RNA. RefSeq names its product vacuolar protein sorting-associated protein 13C. Gene Ontology annotation, biological process: protein targeting to vacuole; protein retention in Golgi apparatus. The transcript is spliced from 76 exons. The record is from RefSeq and is a predicted model, not a curated record. Bases 275 to 8530 code for a protein of 2751 amino acids. Gene Ontology annotation, cellular component: extrinsic component of membrane. Lineage: Eukaryota; Metazoa; Cnidaria; Anthozoa; Actiniaria; Aiptasiidae.